Messenger RNA from Anarrhichthys ocellatus (wolf-eel), 658 nucleotides. Its product is annotated as DNA repair protein XRCC2-like. The transcript is spliced from 5 exons. The record is from RefSeq and is a predicted model, not a curated record. Gene Ontology annotation, cellular component: replication fork; centrosome; Rad51B-Rad51C-Rad51D-XRCC2 complex. Bases 1 to 519 code for a protein of 172 amino acids. NCBI's taxonomy places the organism in Eukaryota, Metazoa, Chordata, Actinopteri, Perciformes, Anarhichadidae. Gene Ontology annotation, molecular function: ATP-dependent DNA damage sensor activity; four-way junction DNA binding; ATP binding. Gene Ontology annotation, biological process: double-strand break repair via homologous recombination; DNA strand invasion.
AUGAUGCUUUUUGCUCGUCUGGAGGCCCGUCGUUGUCUGAAGGACAUCGAACCUCAAAUGUUUCCUGAAGAUGGAGGACCCAACCAUGGUGAGGUGGUUGAGCUGUAUGGAACAGAGGGAACAGGUAAGACAGAAUUGCUCUACCACCUGCUGUGUCGCUGCGUGUUGCCGGUAGCAUCCGGCGGUCUGGAGGUGGACGUUGUGUUUGUGGACACCGACUACAGUCUGGACAUGUUACGACUGGUCAGCAUCCUGGACAGCAGACUGAAUGCUGAUGAGGCAGCGCUGCGUUCGUGCCUGUCUCGCCUCCUGGUCGUCCACUGCUCCUCGUCCUCCCAGCUCGUCCUCACCCUCCACUUUCUGGAGACUUCCCUGUCAUCGCGGCCCGGACUCGCACUCCUCAUCGACAGCAUCUCCGCUUUCUACUGGCUGGACCGCUGCGAGGGCGGGGCCAGCAUCACCAAACAGGAAGAGAAACUCAGCAAGUGUGCAGAGCUGCUGGGUCGGCUGCUAAGGUAGCUAUUCAUCGACUAGAUCAGGGGUCUUCAAUUAAAAUUCCAAAAGGUCCAGAUUGAGAAAAUCUCCUCUGGCAAAGGUCCGGUCCUACACUCCAUCACCGUCGGUCCCUCCUGUCUCACAAACACACAAACACACACAC